AUGUGUGACCAGCAGAAGCAGCUGCAGUUCCCUUCAUCAUGUGUGAAAGGUUCAGGACUGGGGGCUGUACAAAGUACCAAAAGUACCUCUGUGAAAUGCCCAGUUCCAUGCCCGACUCAAACCUAUGUGAAAUGUCCAGCUCCAUUCCAGACUCAAACCUACGUGAAGUGCCCAGCUCCAUGCCAGACUCAAACCUACGUGAAAUGUCCACUUCCAUGCCCAACUCAAACCUGCGUGAAAUGCCCAGCUCCGUGCCAGACUCAAACCUACGUGAAAUGUCCAGCUCCAUGCCCAACACAAACCUACGUGAAAUGCCAAGUUCCAUGCCAGACUCAAACUUACGUGAAAUGUGCAACUCCUUGUCAGACGUAUGUGAAGUGCCCAGUUCCGUGCCAGACGACCUGUGUAAAAUGUCCAGCUCCAUGCCAGACCCAGACAUGCUAUGUCCAGUGCCCUUCUCCUUGCCAGACCUACUACGUUCAGGCCCCCACAAGUGGCUCGGUUGCACAGGACUGUGUCCCUAAUCCGUGUUCUGCUCCCUGUUCUACUAGCUACUGCUGCCUGGCUCCCCGGACCUUCGGGGUGAGUCCUCUGAGACGCUGGGUCCAACAGCCCCAAGACUGCAACUCAGGCUCAUCUGGCUGCUAUGAGGAUUCCGGGUGCUGCUGGUUGGGAAUUAUUCCCAUGAGUUCCCGCGGUCCUGCAUGCUGUGAUUCUGAGGAAGACUGCUGCUAA
This is a messenger RNA of Diceros bicornis minor, 735 nucleotides long. It is a transcript of the gene KPLCE, whose product is annotated as KPRP N-terminal and LCE C-terminal like protein. The record is from RefSeq and is a predicted model, not a curated record. Lineage: Eukaryota; Metazoa; Chordata; Mammalia; Perissodactyla; Rhinocerotidae. The transcript has a single exon. The coding region runs from base 1 to 735 and encodes 244 amino acids.